Molecule: messenger RNA, 734 nt
Organism: Rubroshorea leprosula
Lineage: Eukaryota; Viridiplantae; Streptophyta; Magnoliopsida; Malvales; Dipterocarpaceae
Source: the annotation of a GenBank genome assembly
UUUUAGCAUGAUGGUUGAUUAUUACUUAGAGAAUUAAUUUUCUCCUUUCUAAUUUUGAUAGCACCCCACAACAAUGCCUCCUAGAAGAAAUGCCAAGUCUGUGGCUAGUCAAGGAAUUGGCCUCCAACGAGGGAGACCACCCCAAGCUAGGCAAGUUGGGUUAGAUGGAGGCAUAUCUACUGGUAUACAAAGUGAGCCAGUGAAUUUGAAUGUGGGAGGAGGUGGUGAUCGAAAUGAGUCCCAUAAUUCAUCUACUGGGAAUCAUGAUCAGCAGAGGAUUAAUGAUGAUGGAGGACAAAUGGCACAACAAGACCAACCUACUGUUAGAGAUUUGAUGCAAGCUUUUGUAGAUGCAAUGUCAGGGUCAAAAUGUGGAUUGACAGACUUUGUCAAAUUAACAAAACCUUUUGAUGGUUCCUCCACUGAUCUUGUUGUAGCUGAGGACUGGAUUGAUGAUAUUGAGAAAGCUUUUAAGGGGAAGGGUGUGUUGGAGGAGCAAAAGGUACCAUUUGCUGCUUAUAUGUUGAAAGGGGAUGCCAACAAUUGGUGGAAAAUAGAGGAGCGUAUUCUUACUGCUCCAAUAACAUGGGAGAAAUCCAAGGAGUCUUUUUAUAGAGAUUUUAUCCCUAGCAGUGUAAGGGUUGAAAUGCAGAGAAAAUACUUCAAUUUGCAACAGGGCAAUUGUUGACGACCACUUAAGAUUUUUUUCAAAACAAUGAAAAAAUAUUAAGUGU